CCACUACACUAUGGAUGUUCUCAACUGUGUCUGGUAGCACUAAGUAUCCUGCAGAAUGCGAGUAAAAACAUGUUCGUAAACUCGACUGCCUCGUUGAGAACUACUUCACAUUCCCAGCGUCAUCGCGAUUUGAGUCAAGGUUGUGCUCCUGUCGAAGCUUUGUGGAUGUUCUUGGCAAGCACUACCCUCAUUGAAGUUUUGUGGCUUGGCUGCUUGGCGGGUUGGUCGUCAAGAUACGGGUAAUCUAUAGCAUUGUGCAAAGCAUGUGCAAUCUACCUUGGGUCAGUAUUGAUGGUCGACUCUUUGAAGAUACU
Molecule: messenger RNA, 314 nt
Organism: Parathielavia appendiculata
Lineage: Eukaryota; Fungi; Ascomycota; Sordariomycetes; Sordariales; Chaetomiaceae
Exons: 1
Coding region: 70-243 (57 amino acids)
Source: RefSeq, a predicted model, not a curated record